Messenger RNA from Sinocyclocheilus grahami, 592 nucleotides. Its product is annotated as amine oxidase [flavin-containing]-like. The transcript has 2 exons. The record is from RefSeq and is a predicted model, not a curated record. Gene Ontology annotation, molecular function: oxidoreductase activity. NCBI's taxonomy places the organism in Eukaryota, Metazoa, Chordata, Actinopteri, Cypriniformes, Cyprinidae. The coding region runs from base 13 to 360 and encodes 115 amino acids.
CCUGUGAAUGUAAUGACCCCUGGGAUGCUAACAUAUUACCACCCGAGUCUUCGAAAGCCCUUCGGCAGGAUUCAUUGGGCCGGCACAGAGACGCCUACCCAAUGGUGUGGAUACAUUAAUGGAGCCAUUCAGGCCGGUCAGCGGGCGGCUAUGGAGGUCCUGGCUCAGAUGUGUCCUUCUUCUCUGUCCCAGGAGGAACUGGAUGCAGUGCGAGCUUCCCUGAAACACAGUGACCCAAGAAAGGAUUCAAAGUGUACAUCGUCUAAGUGUUACUACCUCUUUGGCGUGGUAAUGACAGUGGCUGCUCUAGUGACCGCCUACCUGUUGGCCAAACCAGAACUGGGAUUUGAAUGGUUUUAAAAGGAUUAUUGGCAGCACUUAGCCAUUGUGCCUUAAAAUCCAAAAAUUAAAAUAACAGUAAUUUACAGAUUCAUAUCAACUUGACCCAUUUUACUUACGCAACACGUAUUUACUUACAACGCAUUUCUGAAUGAAACAGCAUUUUCAAAGGAAAAGUGGGAUUUGAUUGAAUAAUGAAAAAUUGCAUACCAGAAUAGAGUCAGAUGGUUGGUGGGAAGGUGAUGAGAAAUAA